UAAGAAUAAUACAAAUUGUAUAAACAACAAAACUGAAAUGUUAACAUGUCGAAAAUACCCAAGACAACUCUCAAUAUAAAACAGUUUAUGCUGCGACAGGAGGUGUUAAAGCUUUACCGUGAUAUUCUUCGCACCAUACGUCAAGUGCCGGACAAGGGUAGUCAGUGGGAGUUGCGCUCCUGGGCCCGUCAUGACUUUCAAAAUAAUCGAGGACAAACCGACGAAGUGGCUAUAAAAAUGCUGUUGCAGCAUGGUCGACGGAGCCUUGGCGAGCUACAAACGAGUCUGGAGCUGAGUGGCGUGGUGAAAAAUAAGGGCAAAUAAGGAAAAUGCCUGUUUAUUUGAGCCUGACAAACGAUGCAUUACAACCAUUACAAAUAAAUAUUAAAAACUAACACAUUUCCGUGUCCAAAGCUAUAAAACCUUUAAGGUGCUACAAA
Molecule: messenger RNA, 440 nt
Organism: Scaptodrosophila lebanonensis
Lineage: Eukaryota; Metazoa; Arthropoda; Insecta; Diptera; Drosophilidae
Product: LYR motif-containing protein 2
Exons: 2
Coding region: 46-324 (92 amino acids)
Cellular component (GO): mitochondrion
Source: RefSeq, a predicted model, not a curated record